GCUGCUCCGCGCGCACGCGUCCAGUCUGCAGAGCCUCGUGAGUUUCUCUGCUUUAUUGGUUGUGUUUAACUUUAACUUUAAAGAUAUUGUUGCGUUAACGGAACUUUAACGGCUGAGCGGUUAUUUCAUGAAGAGAUUAAAAUGUCGUCUUUGUUUCCGUCUGUCUCAGACCGGUUUAUUGUUAGCAGCUAACAGCUACCGUUAGCGGGUUUGUUGUUGUUUGUGUUUACUCCUGAUGGUUCCGAUAUUUCUGCUCUCUAAGUCACUAAAAUAAAAUCAAUCUUCUUCACUGGAGUUGAGCUGGUUAGGGUGGAGGAGUUGAGCUGGUUAGGGUGGAGGAGUUGAGCUGGUUAGGGUGGAGGAGUUGAGCUGGUGAGGGUGGAGGAGUCGAGCUGGUCAGGGUGGAGGAGCUGGUCAUGUCAUGUGAUGUUUCUGUCUUUCAGUUUGAAUGAUGGAGCUUCAGUCUGCCAAGACAGAAACGUUGAAGGAGGGAGGAGGACAGAGAAGACAUGAGGAAGGAGGAGGAGGACAGAAGGCACCGAUGAAGAGGAGACGAGAGGAAGAACGGGUCUCACCCCCCAAGAAGCUGCUGAUUGAUCACAGUGUGAAGGUAGCGAGUCACUACAACAGUCUGCAGGAAGUCGGUCUGGCUGCGAGAAGUCAAAGCAGAAUCUUCUUCAUGAGGAACUUCAACAACUGGCUGAAGAGUGUCCUGAUCGGAGAGAUCCUGGACCAAGUGCGGGGUUCAGGAUCUCCGAAGGUUUCUGUGUUGGACCUCGGCUGUGGGAAAGGAGGAGACCUGCUGAAGUGGAGGAGAGGAGGAAUUAAUCACCUGGUCUGUGCAGGUAAUUUAUUAUGGAGUUAUUGUUACCAGCACAUUUCUUCAGGGUCUUUACACCUCUUCUUGUAGUUCUCGUGACUGAUGUUCUCCUGACGUAGACUCUCCUGACUGAUGUUCUCUUGACUGAUGCUUUCCUGACUGAUGUUCUCCUGACGUAGACUCUCCUGACUGAUGCUCUCCUGACUUGUGUUCUCCUGACUGAUGUUCUCCUGUCGUAGACUCUCCUGACUGAUGUUCUCCUGACGUAGACUCCUGACUGAUGUUCUCCUGACGUGUGUUCUC
Molecule: messenger RNA, 1123 nt
Organism: Anarrhichthys ocellatus (wolf-eel)
Lineage: Eukaryota; Metazoa; Chordata; Actinopteri; Perciformes; Anarhichadidae
Product: mRNA cap guanine-N7 methyltransferase-like
Exons: 3
Coding region: 449-910 (153 amino acids)
Biological process (GO): 7-methylguanosine mRNA capping
Cellular component (GO): nucleus
Molecular function (GO): mRNA 5'-cap (guanine-N7-)-methyltransferase activity
Source: RefSeq, a predicted model, not a curated record